Molecule: messenger RNA, 2112 nt
Organism: Annulohypoxylon truncatum
Lineage: Eukaryota; Fungi; Ascomycota; Sordariomycetes; Xylariales; Hypoxylaceae
Product: C6 transcription factor
Exons: 4
Coding region: 1-2112 (703 amino acids)
Biological process (GO): regulation of DNA-templated transcription; DNA-templated transcription
Molecular function (GO): DNA binding; zinc ion binding; DNA-binding transcription factor activity, RNA polymerase II-specific
Source: RefSeq, a predicted model, not a curated record
AUGUCUCAUUCGCCGGCAAGUCAGAAUCAGCCCAGUCUAGAAGACGGGUUGAAAAGCUACUCCUGCUUGAUCUGCAGGCAGCGGAAGGUCAAAUGCGACCGGCGCGCCCCGUGCUCCAACUGCGUCAAGGCAGAGAAGCAAUGCAGCUUCGUGCCUCCCGUACGCGGGAAACGCAAACGCACAAAGCCUCGCAGGGAGGGAAUUCACGCUAAGCUGAAGCGGUACGAAGAGUUGUUGAAGUCGUACGGCGCGAACAUCGAGCCGUCCGAAGAGUUCGACGAUUCCGAUACCGACACGGUCUCGCAGCCCGAUCUCGAAACAGGUAAGGGCGCCGAGACCCGAAGCCAAGCCCGGAGCGAUCCGUUCGGGCUCCAAGAGACCAAACCUCGACUCAUCACGGAGGAGGGGACGUCAACUUACUUCGAAAGCGCUCCCUGGUCCAACUUAGGCGACGAAUACCAUCACCCCGAAGUUGGACAAGUCGGCGCCUUAGGCGAUACGAUGGAUGAGUUAACUACCAACGAAAGCGGGAUGUUUCUCGAUCCCGAAUACGGAAACAAGUUCGCAAACUUGGCGGAGCUCCAUCCCCCGUCUCAGAUAUUGCUGAAAUUGAAAGAAAUCUACCUCGAACGAGCCGACCCAUUAAUGAAGGUCUUGCAUUUCCCUACAUUCUGGUCCGCGUUGACGGACGGGCUGCGAAAUCCGCGAGACAUGCCCAAAAGCCUAGAGGCGCUGGCGUUCGCCUUCUACUUCGCAGCCGUCACCGCCCUCAAGGGCGAAGAGUGCCAGAACUUGUUCGGGGCGUCCCAGCCCGCCACGCAUUCUCGUUAUAGGUCGGCAACUCGCCAGGCCUUGGUGAAGGCGGGGUUCUUGUCGACUUCUAGUCCCACUACCCUCCAAGCAUACGCAAUCUUCCUGAUGUGCGUGAGAAAUAGCUAUCGCUGCGAUACCCUUUUCGUGCUGACAGGAGUGGCGGUACGCCUCGGGCGUAAGAUGGGACUCCACCGAGACGGCACGUCUCUCGGGCUGUCGCCGUUCGAGACGGAGAUGAGGAGAAGAAUCUGGUGUCAGCUCGUCCACAUGGACUUUCGCACGGCCGACGUAAUGGGCGCGCGACCGUCGCUGGACCUCUUGUGCGGCGAUACCAAACCGCCCCUGAACGUCGACGACGACGACCUCUACCCGGAUAUGGCGGAUCCCCCACCCGAGCGCGACGGCAUCACCCCGACCACGCUCGGCGUGAUGAGAUGCGACAUCCUGGAUACCCUACGCAAGUUUCCGGCGUCGUGUCCCGGCGACGUGCGGUGGGAGGUGCUCUCCAACCCGAGCGUCCCGUUCGCCAAGAAGGAGAGCAUCAUAAACGAGAUCGAGGAUAGGUGGGAGAGGAGAUUCAUGCGCUACUGCGACCCUGCCAAGCCGUUCCACACCUACGUAUCCGUCUCGAUCAGGUCCUCGAUAUGCAGGCUGAGGAUAUUCGCCCACAACCCGCGACAGUUCGCCAACAGCCCCGCCAAAGCUUCCGAAAGGGAGCGCCGGGUCGUAUACGCAAACGCGAACAAGCUGCUAGAGUACACGAUACUGGUACAGAAAGGGUCCCACGGCCUAGACACGUACAGGUGGCUAUUCGGCUCGGGCUUUCUCUGGAACACCAUGCUUUACGUGCUCGUCGAAAUGCGACACCGCAAGACGGGGCCCGAAGUCGACAGAUCGUGGCAGCUGAUCGGCUCCCUAUUCUCUCACUACCCCAUCGUGUUCGAAAAGUUCACGGGAGCCGUGUCGGCCGCGCUAGGGAGGUGGACGCUGUACGUCUGGGACGGAUACGUCGCCGCAUCCAAAGAAGAAGGCCUCCCCGAGCCGGCGACGCCACGAUACAUCGAAGCCAUCCGCCGCUGCCGAAGGCCCUCGGAGCCCCCGGCCAGAGCCGGAGACCCGGUCGCAGAUACCGGAUCCGCCGCUCAAGAUCCACUCGGCUGGGGCGAAAACCCACUCCGCAGAUACGACGCGAAUAUGUCCGGUUUCGAAUCUUUGGAGCCGUACCAGGCUUCCGAACUCUUUUCCUUCGACAUGGACCCGAACGAAUGGGUGCAGUGGGAACAAUUGCUCGCAGAAUAG